This is a messenger RNA of Clavispora lusitaniae ATCC 42720, 1704 nucleotides long. RefSeq names its product E3 ubiquitin-protein ligase. Gene Ontology annotation, biological process: ubiquitin-dependent protein catabolic process; protein polyubiquitination; positive regulation of proteasomal ubiquitin-dependent protein catabolic process. Gene Ontology annotation, molecular function: ubiquitin protein ligase activity; ubiquitin conjugating enzyme binding; zinc ion binding. The record is from RefSeq and is a predicted model, not a curated record. Gene Ontology annotation, cellular component: ubiquitin ligase complex; cytoplasm. NCBI's taxonomy places the organism in Eukaryota, Fungi, Ascomycota, Pichiomycetes, Serinales, Metschnikowiaceae.
AUGUCUGAUUCUGAAAUCAGUUUCGACUACGACGACGACUCCCUUCAAAGCGGCUCAGAAUUCUCCGAUGACCCGCCUUCCUCUCUCGCGGCGCCGCUGUCCCAAAUUCCGCCCCGCAAAUCGCCAAACUUCCUCUCGUCUUUCAUGUUCCGGCCCACGCGGGUGCUGGGGUAUAUUUUAGAGCAUUUCCUCACUCCGGCGAAGGCGCUCCAGGCCCUUUUGCCUGAUUUCUCCAUGGACGAGCUUUUGGUGAUGUUACAGUACAAAAAGUGGCUGGCCAGCGAGGUUACAAGCGACUAUUACGAGAACUGGCCUAAGCUACGCAAGUCUUGUGGACUUCCAGAAGAAAGAGGUGUCUCACACCGUUUGCGGGACCAGGUGCCCUUUUUGUGUCCUAUUUGCUGCGAGGACUCUGUUACAGAUGUGUUUCUGCUCCUAUGUGGCCAUGAAUACUGUCUUCCCUGCUAUAGUCAAUACGUCAAGGCCAGCACGCGAAAAGGCUCGCUAAUUCGAUGUAUGGACGUCGAAUGCAACUUUGCUAUAGUUCCUUCAGACGUGGAGUUCCUUCUUCAGGCUUCUGUGGCUGCUCCUGAGCCUGAAGCAGAUGUUUCAAGCGAAAGCAGCGCUAGCAUAUCAUCAUACGACCAGCAGUUUGAGAGACUCGAUCUUCUGGGCCGGUUGGUGGCACACGAGCCUCGGGAACCUUUACUUGAAAACGCAUAUCUCGUUUCUGCCGCUUCGCUUGACAUAGACUCACGGCAUGAACAAUACCGCUGGUGUCCUGCGGUCGAUUGCACCGGACUAGCUGAAUUGGUGGUCAAUCCCCGGAAAGACGAUUUUGAAUUCUCGAGUGACAUCGACUUGGCUAAUGUUGCCAUUGUCUCGUGUCCCAACUCACACGAGUUCUGCUUUGAUUGUCAGUAUGAAAACCAUCUUCCGUGUCCCUGUUGGCUUGUGAAAAAAUGGGUCAAACGAUGUGAAGACGAUUCGGAAACUGCGAACUGGAUUGAGGCAAAUACCCAGUCAUGUCCUCGGUGCCACACGCAGAUAGAAAAAAAUGGGGGCUGUAAUCAUAUGAAGUGCCAAAAAUGCACUCUCGAAUUCUGUUGGAUCUGCUUGGGGGAUUGGGCCGUGCACCAAUCUGCGUACUGGAAAUGCAACCGUUACGAUCCUAAAGAGGUGGAGCAGGUCAAGAAGAAGCGCUCUGACAAACAGGCGUCGCUUAGCCGUUAUCUUCAUUUCUACAAGCGUUUUUGCGUGCACCAAAAGUCGAUGCAAGGCGAUGAAAAGACUCUACGCAGUGUUCAUCGGUGUAUGCUUUCAUACAUGAAAGCUCAGCGGCUCAGCUCCGCCAAGUCUGUGCUGUGGAACGAUGUUCAGUAUCUUUCCGAUGCUAUUCGAAGUCUUUCCAGCGGGCGGAAAACGUUGAUGUGGACCUAUGCAUUUGCGUUUUAUCUUGAGAAAUCCAACUUUGCAGAGAUUUUCGAAGGCAUGCAAGAUUUCCUCACUAAGACCGUCGAGGAUCUCUCGAGCCUUUUUGAGGAGCUAGAUGGGGUCAAUGGGUCAGAAGCAGUUUCUCGAAUCACGAAGAGGAAAUCAGAUAUUGUGAACCUAUCUGCACUUGUGACUAGGCGUCAGCAUUUGCUUUUGGAAUGCGCCCACACGGGACUUUUGCAGGGCCAGUUGGCAUUCCGUGAAUUAUAG